Venturia canescens is the source of this 625-nucleotide messenger RNA. It is a transcript of the gene Fabp, whose product is annotated as fatty acid-binding protein homolog 6-like. NCBI's taxonomy places the organism in Eukaryota, Metazoa, Arthropoda, Insecta, Hymenoptera, Ichneumonidae. The coding region runs from base 129 to 539 and encodes 136 amino acids. Gene Ontology annotation, cellular component: cytosol; nucleus. The transcript is spliced from 3 exons. The record is from RefSeq and is a predicted model, not a curated record. Gene Ontology annotation, biological process: fatty acid transport. Gene Ontology annotation, molecular function: fatty acid binding.
CUCGGAUCAUUGCUUCAUUCGUUGCGAACGAUUUUCGAGUCACACAUCAACGUUCGGUUCGCGUGAAAUCUUUCCUCCUCGGUUUAUUCAUUAUUUUUCAAAGAUAUUAAAAAAAAUUCUAGUUAAAAAUGGUGCAAGUUGUGGGAAAAUACGAGCACGUUAAGAGCGAAGGUCUCGAAGAAUACUUGAAGACGGUCGGUGGUGCUGCUCAAGCCGAAGCUGCCAAGGCUUUUGCUCAGAGCAAACCGACCCUUGAGGUCGUCGAAAAGGGUGAUGAAUUCGUCAUCACAGUCACGAACGAAGGUAAAACUUCCAGCACGACCUUCAAACUUGGAGUUCCUUAUGACGAGACGAUGCCCCACGGUGCAGUGCUCAAGAGCGUGACGACUCGUGAUGGUGACAAAUUCACGACCGAAACCGACUUGCCCGAUGGCAACAAAUCCGUUCGCGUGUACGAGUUCACCGACGCCGGUAUAACUGUGCACUUGUCCGACAAAAAAGUGGGUGUCAAGGCUGUUCGUCACUACACCAGAGUCUAAGAAAAUCAUCUAAAGAGACAAAAUCCGAUGAUUUUUUUCUUACUUUUUUUCUACGCACAUAACGAAUAAAGGCUUUUUUGAAACAA